UCUUGUGUUUUUUUCUCUGAUAUUCACUGAGAAAUCAAGAGAAUUCUGCAAUGGAGAUGACAACUGCAAAAUUUGAAAUAAGCCCCAAAAGGCACUCGUUGUCCCCAAAAGAAGGCGACGCUGUGGAGACUAAGCAUGUUAAGAGGAGGCGAAAAAACCCUUUUGCAGCUGCAUCAAGCAGCAAUACUCAACAAGUUGAAUCACAGCAGCAGCAGCAGUCGCCGGCUGACCAGACUACUGCUAGUACCACAACUGUUAAGAGAAGUUCUAGAUUCCGGGGAGUCAGCAGACAUCGCUGGACUGGGCGAUAUGAAGCUCAUUUAUGGGAUAAAGGGUCAUGGAAUCCAACGCAAAGGAAGAAGGGGAAACAAGUUUAUCUUGGAGCUUAUGAUGAAGAGGAAUCUGCUGCAAGAGCAUAUGAUUUGGCUGCUCUCAAGUAUUGGGGACCUUCUACUUUUACCAAUUUUCCGGUAUCUGAGUAUGAGAAGGAAAUUGAGAUGAUGAUAACUAUGACAAAAGAAGAAUACUUGGCCACUUUAAGAAGGAGAAGCAGUGGUUUCUCAAGAGGAGUAUCCAGAUUUAGAGGAGUUGCAAGGCACCAUCACAAUGGAAGAUGGGAAGCAAGGAUAGGAAGAGUUUUCGGAAACAAAUAUCUGUACCUUGGAACUUACAAUACUCAGGAGGAGGCGGCUCAGGCGUACGAUGUUGCUGCAAUUGAAUACAGAGGGAUCAAUGCAGUAACCAACUUUGAAUUGAGCACAUACAUCAAAUGGUUGAGACCAGGAUCAAGUCCUCUUUCUCAACAAGAACAAAAACCAAACUCAGAGACUCUGCAAAUGGCAACCUCCUCGCCACCCGCUAAUCAAACUCCGAGGAAGGAACUAACCGAGCUGCCAUUUUUCCACUCUAAUCCUACUAGACUAGACGUCUUAGAUGCAGCUCCUACAAGACAAGACAUGUUCCGGGGAAGUAGUGCUGUUAGCCCCUGUGCGAGAUCGUCUUCUCCAACUGCACUUAGCCUGCUCCUAAGAUCUUCAAUAUUUAAGGAGUUGGUUGAGAAGAACUCAAAUGCCACACAAGAAGAAACUGAAGAGAAUUACACAAAACCACCACCACAGAUAGGCAACGGUAGCCAUGAUAACGGGGUUAGGGAGGUGUUUUAUGAUCAAAUUGGGCUCACUCCUUUCCAAAGUAGUAGCAGGGAUUUGUUUCCUGGUUUAGAGUCAAAGGAAGAGUGUAGAUCGCCAUUUCACGGCAGAACAGUGCAGUCCAUGUGGAAUUUGUUUUGAGCACUGCUGCUGCUGCUUCUAUCCGCCGACUAAGAUUGCCACUGCUGUUAUUAAAACUAGAAAUCCUAAUCAGGACUUCUCUUUCCUUCCUUUUUCUUUUUCUUCUCUGUAUUGAGAUGGUAAUAAUGUUGUCAGCUAACCCCUGGUUUUUCUGCCA
Messenger RNA from Tripterygium wilfordii, 1446 nucleotides. RefSeq names its product AP2-like ethylene-responsive transcription factor At1g79700. Gene Ontology annotation, biological process: regulation of DNA-templated transcription. Lineage: Eukaryota; Viridiplantae; Streptophyta; Magnoliopsida; Celastrales; Celastraceae. The transcript is spliced from 8 exons. The record is from RefSeq and is a predicted model, not a curated record. Gene Ontology annotation, molecular function: DNA binding; DNA-binding transcription factor activity. Bases 51 to 1289 code for a protein of 412 amino acids.